AUGGACGACCUCGAGUCCGCAGGCACGGGUUCGCCCCUCUCCGACAUCAACUCGGACGAGGUCGAGUCCUCCAAAUUCUAUCAACGAUCGCGUUCCAACUCGAGGGAGUCAACACUAUCAGUGCUCUCUGACGUUGCUAUGUCCAAUGUAUCGGACUCUCCGCCUCGAAGAGGCGCGCCUCCUGCAAAGAGACGGAAGACUGGGGCCUCUACCUACGACCAUGCCACACCUCAAUCUGCGUCCACGGCUAUCCCUCCUCGUUCACCUACGGGCAGCAUUUCCAGUGACAGCUCAGGCUCAGUACCUACAUCGCCCUCAUUCGCGCACCUUCCACCAACGCACCCUCUGACGACCGCUUAUUCCGCUGCCCAAGCCAACCCAGACAAUCCAGACAUGGCGGACUACGUCCAAGUAACAAAGUGCCUAUGGGACGAUUGCCCAAAUCCUGAGCAAGGAAACAUGGACAAUCUGGUGCAACAUCUCAACGAUGUUCACAUUGUGGCUCGGCAGAAGAAAUACUAUUGCCAGUGGCAGGGCUGCAAUCGCAAGGGUAAGGACCAGAACAGCGCGUACGCACUCAAAGCCCACCUUCGAAGCCACACCAAAGAGAAGCCCUUCUUCUGUGUUUUGCCCGAGUGUGACAGGAGCUUCACAAGGUCCGACGCCUUGGCCAAGCAUAUGCGAACCGUUCACGAGACCGAAGCACUUAGGCCUAGCGAUCCAGUACCACGUGGUCACACAGGAGGUAUCUCCAAUGGCACCUCAAACGGGCCAAAGAGACUCAAGCUCAUCAUGGGCGGCGGCGCCAAUGGCACGCGGCGCUCCAGUGAGAUCGGCGAUCUUCCUCCUCUGCCUACGCGCUACACGGCUGCACAGCUCGGCAUCCCGCCGGAGAGGAUGGAUACGACUGGAGCUAAUGAGUCUCCUGAGCUUGCAGAUGCUGUCGACAUGGACUCGAUACCUUUCGCGUUGCCAGUUGCGCCGGACUACUAUCCACCCGAGGUCUGGAUCGAUAUGGACGACUACGAGCGCAGCCUACCACCUUCACAGUAUUACCGGCUUCUGCAACGCCAGCUGGUAUGGGCGGACGAAGAGGGCCAAGAACUGAACCAUGAGUUGGCUGAAUAUAGGUCAACGGCCGAGGAUAUUCACGGCAAUCUGAUCAAGCGCGGUGCUGGCGACGAGGCUGGAGGUGACGACAACCGCAGAUACAACUGGGCGCAUACUGAACACCUUCUUGAUGCGCUCGUCGAUGCUGAGGUUGGACAAGUCGAGAAUUUAAUGGGCAUCGAGCCGUCAGACGAAAAGGAUGGGUGGAAGAGAAUCAAAGGCCUUUCUCAGGCGCCGGCGAUGAUGCAUCCCAAGCCUGAACCUGUUGUUUGA
Cyphellophora europaea CBS 101466 is the source of this 1383-nucleotide messenger RNA. RefSeq lists its product as uncharacterized. Gene Ontology annotation, cellular component: nucleus. Gene Ontology annotation, biological process: regulation of transcription by RNA polymerase II. Gene Ontology annotation, molecular function: DNA-binding transcription factor activity, RNA polymerase II-specific; RNA polymerase II cis-regulatory region sequence-specific DNA binding. NCBI's taxonomy places the organism in Eukaryota, Fungi, Ascomycota, Eurotiomycetes, Chaetothyriales, Cyphellophoraceae. The record is from RefSeq and is a predicted model, not a curated record. Bases 1 to 1383 code for a protein of 460 amino acids. The transcript has a single exon.